AUGAAUAAUCUGUUAGCAUAUCGCGAGACUCGAAAGUUAGCAAAUUCACAAAAAGUUGAGAUGCCUUUUCAAGGAAGGCCUCUUACAACCCCUACGAAAGUUUUGUAUACUGGUUUACGAAAACUUUGGGAAAGGCAAGAUAUUAUACCUAAUGCCUUUCCCGAUCUUGAAACUAUCGAGACAUUCCUUAUGUGGCAUGCUAGCAAUGCCAAAGGGAGACUCAAUGAAAAGCUUUCUAUCAAAACUCUUUUAUAUAAAGUAGGAAGGUUUGGAUGUAUGUAUGAUGCAGUUUAUCAUUAUAAAAUUCCUGAUACUGUUCUUGAUCUUGCUCGAUAUUAUGUAUCAACAGAUUUGGCAAAGGAGCUAGGUCUCGAAGAUGCUGAGUAUGAUAAAGAGUGUACCGACUGGAUCGAUAUCGAGAUCAUGAUUCUUUACUUGACGGUGCAGGACGAACAUGAAUAUCGCUGUAAUCGCUAUCGAAUGCAACUGGGAUGUAUCUUCAUGUUGAUUGCAGACGAUGGAGAACGAAUUGGUGCAAUCACUAGAUCAGACUCUUAUCGUGAAGGUAAUAUCGCGCUGUGCUAUGGGGAUCUCAAUCUUUUUCUCCUUCCAGCACAAGGCUCGAGCUCAAGCCCUCGAUUCAGAUUGGAAAUCAAAUUUGACAACAGGAAAAACGAAAGGGGAAAGAAGAAUAAAUACAUCGAGCAAUCAUAUUUGUUGAGGGAUGUUCCAGGUACUUGUGUUGUUUCUUGGAUUUUGGCACUUGUAUUCAUGGAUGAUGCAUUGGAACAUUAUUCUACACCUUCUCAAAUAUUUGAGAGGGAGACGUCAAACACAAUGGAGAUCCCAAUCACCUUCAAACAAAGCAAAAUGCACACACCUUUGUUUCGAAGGAUGGAAGGGCCAAAUAAUCGAAAACUUUCCUCUACUCUCGCGAUUUCCAGCAUUUCUGUGACCGCGGAUGCUCAACGUGUCGUUGCAGCGGCGGGAUCUAGACAGCAUUUUACAUUUUACUGUAUUCGGUGUGGAAUGAGCAAUGCUCUUCAUGAUAAGUAUUACGACCAAGAUAAAGACAUACAAGAUCUGCUUGCAUCUAGAAAGAGGUUGAAACGAGAACUUCGAGAUCUACCCAGUCAAAAAGAGAGUACCCGAGCUAAGCUUGCCAUUAUUCGACGUAGCAUUGAGAGGCGAAAGACUUAUAUAAGGAAACAUGGUUUAAGGAAAGUCAGAGAGAAUCAUUUCGAGAACCUAUUGAAACCGUCCCAAUCAAGCGAAAACUCCGAGUCUGAAGUUCCGAUUCCGCCUGUCGUUCGACCUGAACUUUCCAACAUUUUGUAUCCUAAAGUAUUUGAUAGCAAAACUACCUUGCUUGCAAUUGAAGGAUUGAUUGCAUAUUGUACUACUACAAGUACUCUGCAUCAUAAUUCACAAAAAAUGGAAUGGAUUACUUGUGGAAAAGGAGCAUAG
Sclerotinia sclerotiorum 1980 UF-70 is the source of this 1467-nucleotide messenger RNA. RefSeq lists its product with no specific name. The coding region runs from base 1 to 1467 and encodes 488 amino acids. NCBI's taxonomy places the organism in Eukaryota, Fungi, Ascomycota, Leotiomycetes, Helotiales, Sclerotiniaceae. The record is from RefSeq and is a predicted model, not a curated record. The transcript is spliced from 6 exons.